Lacerta agilis (Sand lizard) is the source of this 1761-nucleotide messenger RNA. RefSeq names its product androgen receptor-like. Gene Ontology annotation, cellular component: nucleus. NCBI's taxonomy places the organism in Eukaryota, Metazoa, Chordata, Lepidosauria, Squamata, Lacertidae. The record is from RefSeq and is a predicted model, not a curated record. Bases 18 to 1724 code for a protein of 568 amino acids. Gene Ontology annotation, biological process: male gonad development; regulation of DNA-templated transcription; androgen receptor signaling pathway. The transcript is spliced from 7 exons. Gene Ontology annotation, molecular function: steroid binding; nuclear receptor activity; sequence-specific DNA binding.
CAGCCACAGGAGAGGUCAUGGAGGUGCCCGUCGGUCUGGGCAGAGUCUAUCCUCGGUCGCCGGCAAAGGCUUUUCGAGGCGCCUUACACAACCUGAUUCAGAGCGUCCGCGAAGCGUUCCAGAGCCCCGGACCCAUGCGGGAGGAGGCUGGCCCCAGUCACCAGGCGUCGGUCUUCCCAAUGGCAAGCUCGUCUUCCUUGGGGUCCUGUUUUCAAGAGCCCAGCGCCCACCAGCAAGACCCGGCUUCGCCCUCUUACCUGCCGCUGGAGGAGCAGCUCCAGGUGAGCAAAACGCUGCAGCCCCCCGACAAGCGGAAGGUGCCCGCCGCGUCCCCGUCCGCCCCGUCCUCUCUGGCCCUACUGGGAAGCCAUUCCUUCCACGGUUGCCCGGGGGACUUAAGAUACAUGCUGGGAGAGAGCAGUCUUCUGCAGGCGGCUGGAGGAGGCGAGGAAGCCCCAUCCGACAAAACCGACUACCUGGGGGAGAGCGCCAAGGAGCUGGGCAAAGCCGUCUCCGCCUCCAUGGGCUUGGCGGUGGAAGCGCUGGACAAGCCCGGUGGCGGCGAGAUGGCGGCGACCCGCGGCGACUGCCUGUUCGCUGGCGCGCGCGCUCGGCCCCCGACUCUGGGCGGCUGCAAGAUUGUAGAAGCCGAGGAGGGAGGCGGCGCGCUGGCUAUGGAAGUGCCGGGGUACCUGAGCCUCUACAAAGAUUCUCCGGAGCUGGAGGAGCCGUCGAGGGCCUUCCCGAAUCGCGACUACUACAACUUCCAGCUGGCCCUGGCCUCCCGUGGGGGCAUCAAGCGGGAGAGCCCCUUGGAGUCCGCACCCGGCGGUGCCGUUUGGGGGCCGCAGUGCCGGCGCGCCUGGGAUGUGCCUGCUGCCUUGGCGCCCCACUAUGCCGGCCCUCCUGGCCCGAGCUGGCACCCCUUCUUCACCGCGGAAGGGCAGCUCUACGAAGGCGCACCCCCGGCGUCCUGCGGGUACUCCAGGAGCCAGGAGCCGCCGUCUGGACAAGAGGGCGCAGAGCUCCCACCGUCCAACCCCGGGGGCGUGGUGGGGAGGAUGCCCUUGGCCCCUGCUGCCGGCUGCAUCAAGACGGAGCUCACCCCGUGGAUGGAGGGCUACCCGGGGGCCUACGGAGACAUGAGGAUUGAAAGUGGCCGGGACCACAUAAUACCGGUCCUGAGAGAUCUACAUUGGCUCCCAAGACCAUGUUCUUCCCUGUGUACUGCUUCUGCUUCUGGGUGCCACUAUGGAGCAAUCACCUGUGGGAGCUGCAAAGUCUUUUUCAAGAGGGCAGCUGAAGGCAAACAGAAGUACCUCUGUGCCAGCCGAAAUGACUGCAACAUUGACAAGUUCCGAAGGAAAAACUGCCCCUCCUGCCGCCUUCGGAGAUGCCAUGAGGCCGGGAUGACUCUCAGAGCCCGCAAAUUAAAGAAGCUGGGAAACCUGAAGAUGCAAACAGAAGGGGAAGCAGCCGGCCCCUCCAGACCUAAAGAGGAGCAAGCUCCGAAGAUGACCAUGACACGCACUGAGAGCUUGGAGCGCCAGCCCAUCUUCCUCCAUGUCCUGGAGGCUAUCGAGCCAGGGGUGGUGUGUGUCGGCCGUGACAACAACCAGCCUGAUCCUUUUGCUGUCCUCUUGAAUGAGUCGGGCGAGAGGCAGCUGGUGCAUGUCUUGAAGUGGUCCAAGGCCUUGCCAGGUUUUGCUCCAUCGCACCCUUAACAACUUGAUCGCCAUAUUCCUGAGAAACUACCCUCUG